This is a messenger RNA of Brienomyrus brachyistius, 833 nucleotides long. RefSeq lists its product as uncharacterized. The record is from RefSeq and is a predicted model, not a curated record. The transcript has a single exon. The annotation marks the transcript as partial. NCBI's taxonomy places the organism in Eukaryota, Metazoa, Chordata, Actinopteri, Osteoglossiformes, Mormyridae.
CAUGCCCUGCUCGUCGGCUCCUCAUGUGUGCCACGCCCCCCUGCUUGCCAACGUGUGUUUCCCUGAUUGUUUCCACCUAUGUCCGAUUACUGUGAUCAGUCCUGUGUAUUUAAGUCUGAGUCUUGCCUGUGAUCGUUGUCCGUCAUUACGUGAUCUGUGCACAUGGUGUUGGUUGUCCCUCGCCUCCCGUGUCUCCUUAUCCCGAAUAAACCCCGAUUACCCCGAUCCUGCUUGUCAGCCUGGUUUUCUGAACCACCGCCCGCACGAUCGCCUGUCCACCCGAACCUUCCCGUGACAGAAUGACGGACCUACAAAAGACGAAGCGGAGGCAGAGGAGAGUCCCGCAGGAGACUAUCAGACUCGGAGCCUGCUCGCUCUCCCGGAUGUGGCCGUCUCCGGACGCGGAGAAGCCCAUCCGGACUCCAGCCCGAGGACCGACCCCACGGGACCCGUACUCCGUGUGGAGGUACUGGCCCUCGAGUACGGACGAGGAAGAAGAGUCCUUCUAUCCUUACCCGGAGCCGGAGUUCGUUUUCUCGCCGUCCGUUUUCACGGACGUCACGCAGCCUCCCGCCACCGCCAGGCGCCGGAGGAGGAGGAAGAGACCGGAGAUCGCCGGUACGGAGGUGCUCCCUCCGUUACUGCCAGCGGACCCCGCUCCGAUGCAGCCGCCGCCGCCCGCGGACUCAGCGCAGGUGCAGCCGCCACUGCCUGCGGUUCCCAUGCCUGCGCAGCUCCCUCUUCCCGCUGCAGCUCCCGGGCAGGCGCCCCCUCUGCAGCCGCCUGCUGCAGCUCCCGGGCAGGCGCCCCCUCUGCAGCCGCCUGCUGCAGCU